AUGCCCUGGCAUGCGCCACCAGACUCAGUCGUGGCAGCGCAGUUGAACAAGCUUCCCAUUCAUGACCCAACGUGGCUCUGUGGCCUGUGCUUCGCGAGGUGCAAAAAUGUGUACUGCAAGAUUGUGCUUCUGUUUUUUGGCCUGUUGUUGAUCCCUGCAAUUACAUUGAACCCGAUCAUCGUCAUUUCUCAUUGUUGGGGCAAGAGCCUUGAAUGCUGGGAGAGCUCGGCGGAGAGCUCGGCGGAGCAGUUUGCACACUGGCUCGUUUUCUGCUUCGUCUUGGUUGGAGCAGCGACUGGCAUCUUUGGUCUUUGCGUCUGCUUCUGGUGGCUGAAGAGCUGUACAUAUCGGCGCUGCCGCAGCUCCGACUUUCAUUGCGGAUACGCUGUUGUGGGCCAAGGCAGCUGCUGGGAAGUGAAGUUUUGGAUGCUCUCUUGCCCCGUAGAGAGCUUAUACCUGCCUACGGAAGUCUGCGUGAAAGGAGAGGAGGUCGCCUUGCUCUUCCCAGAGCUUAGUCCAGAGGUCAAGGGAAUUACUAGUAAGACCUAUGUGUCAGCUACUUUUCUGGGAGUUGAUGAGGAAGACGAGCCGCAGGCAAAGUUUCUGUGUGCCGAUGGGACGGUCUGUUGGCUCACUGUGGAAGACAUGUGCGAUGGUGAGCUCUGUUUCGUGGCACCAAGCUUCCUGGUUGGUCAAGUCUGCGUGAGCUUGGAUGAUUUGCUAGACAUGGAUUCUGCCUGCAACGCCGGACGGACGCACAUUUUGAAGGGAAGUGCUGUGACGAAGGAGAUGAAGGAGUCCCCAAGUUGUACGGUCUUCGAUGUUUGGAAUUGGUAUGCGCUCAUUCACGUGCCGAUGAGGGCCUCGGACGGCAGUGCUUGCGCGGCCUGGAAGAAAAGCACUUUCGAGGGCGUGGACGGCUUGGAAAGCUUUGAGAAGCCGGGUCCCGAGCAGCCUGAGCAGGUGCUGAGCACCUGUGUGGACCAACUGUGUCUUUCUAUAACAUUUGCCACGUCGAUGCUUCCGGUGCAGUUUCUAAUCUUCGCGUGGUUUCCAACUCCUGCUAUCGCAACCAAUGAUGCGGCUGAGGAUGGCAGCCUCGAGAACACCCUGAGCCAUUCUCAAGAGGCGCCGGAGCUGCCACCCAUGUCGAAAGAGCUGGAAGACAUCAGCGACUCCCAGGAGGUAGCACACAUGAAGACGGAAGAGGAGGACUUGGACAACCUUCGCACCCAGGCUGCCUUGGUUCGUGCUGCCGAGGACGACGAUGAGGAGCCGGCCGGCGACAAGAAAAUGUCAGCUGCAGCUGCGACGAAGGCCGCAGCCAAGGCAGCACAGGAGUCGGACGAAGACGAGGAGGAAGAUGAUGAGCCACCACCUCUUAAAGCGAGCCGAAGUAUGGGCACUGCGCAGGUGCCCCUCGGCAAGGCCAAGCCGGCACAGGAGGAUUCCGAGUCCGAGGACGACGAUGAGGAGCCGGCCGGCGACAAGAAAAUGUCAGCUGCAGCUGCGACGAAGGCCGCAGCCAAGGCAGCACAGGAGUCGGAAGAAGACGAGGAGGAUGAUGAACCACCACCUCUCAAAGCGAGCCAGAUCAAGGGCACUGCGCAGGUGCCCCUCUGCAUGGCCAAGCCGGCGCAGAAGGAUUCCGAGUCCGAGGACGACGAUGAGGAGCCGGACGGCGACAAGAAAAUGUCGGCUGAGAAGGACAAGCCAGGAAUAGCUGCGACGAAGGCCGCAGCGGCGGCAGCACAAGAGUCGAACGAAGACGAGGAGGAUGGAUCCUUGCAGGAAGUCUUGGGGAGCAAGGCGGCUGAGGAUGGCAGCCUCGAGAACACCCUGAGCCAUUCUCAAGAGGCGCCGGAGCUGCCACCCAUGUCGAAAGAGCUGGAAGACAUCACCGACUCCCAGGAGGUAGCACACAUGAAGACGGAAGAGGAGGACUUGGACAACCUUCGCACCCAGGCUGCCUUGGUUCGUGCUGCCGAGGAUGGAUCCUUGCAGGAAGUCUUGGGGAGCAAGGCGGCUGAGGAUGGCAGCCUCGAGAACACCCUGAGCCAUUCUCAAGAGGCGCCGGAGCUGCCACCCAUUGCGAAAGAGCUGGAAGACAUCACCGACUCCCAGGAGGUAGCACACAUGAAGACGGAAGAGGAAGACUUGGACAACCUUCGCUUGAAGACCCAGGCUGCCUUGUUUCGUGCUGCCGAGGACAACGAAAAGAAGCUCACCCAGAAGAUCCAGGAGCACUCCGGCGAAAAGGAGGAGCUCUAUGCCAAGAAGGUAUCCAUGCGGGAGAGGGCAGCCGCCCUCAUGAAGAAGGUCCCUGCCGCUGUCUCCAAGAAACCAAUCAGUGGAAAGGAUGGCGCCAAGCUUCUUGAGCUGCAGAAGGCGGCGCAAGAUGCACAAGAAGUCGUGGAAUUCAGUGCCGGAGACAAGGUCGAGGCCAAGUACGGCAGCAGCUUCUACGACGCCGAAGUCCUGUCCAUGUCCAUGGAGGAUGGCAAAGUGAAGCUCAAGUGGCUCAAGUGGAGCCAUGACGGCUCCCAAGCGGAACUGGAUGCUUCUGAAGUCAAGCUCAAGCCGGACUCCCAGGAGAAAGAGGCCGCGCCCCCCGCAGAGCUCAAGGAAGGAGACAAGGUAGAAGCAACGUACGGUGACAGCUUCCAUGAUGCGGAGGUAUCCAUGCGGGAGAGGGCAGGGCGGCUAAAAGCGGCCGCCCUGAAGAAGGCGGCUGAGGAUGGCAGCCUCGAGAACACGCUGAGCCAUUCUCAAGAGGCGCCGGAGCUGCCACCCAUGUCGAAAGAGCUGGAAGACAUCACCGACUCCCAGGAGGUAGCACACAUGAAGACGGAAGAGGAAGACUUGGACAACCUUCGCUUGAAGACCCGGGCUGCCUUGUUUCGUGCUGCCGAGGAUGGAUCCUUGCAGGAAGUCUUGGGGAGCAAGGCGCCGGAGCUGCCACCCAUUGCGAAAGAGCUGGAAGACAUCACCGACUCCCAGGAGGUAGCACACAUGAAGACGGAAGAGGAAGACUUGGACAACCUUCGCUUGAAGACCCAGGCUGCCUUGUUUCGUGCUGCCGAGGACAACGAAAAGAAGCUCACCCAGAAGAUCCAGGAGCACUCCGGCGAAAAGGAGGAGCUCUAUGCCAAGAAGGUAUCCAUGCGGGAGAGGGCAGCCGCCCUCAUGAAGAAGGUAGCGCAGCAAAGGGCGGCCGAAGUGAAAGAGGAGCUCCCGCCUCUCCUGCAUUCGAAGGUCCCUGCCGCUGUCUCCAAGAAACCAAUCAGUGGAAAGGAUGGCGCCAAGCUUCUUGAGCUGCAGAAGGCGGCGCAAGAUGCACAAGAGGUCGUGGAAUUCAGUGCCGGAGACAAGGUCGAGGCCAAGUACGGCAGCAGCUUCUACGACGCCGAAGUCCUGUCCAUGUCCAUGGAGGAUGGCAAAGUGAAGCUCAAGUGGCUCAAGUGGAGCCAUGACGGCUCCGAAGCGGAACUGGAUGCUUCUGAAGUCAAGCUCAAGCCGGACUCCCAGGAGAAAGAGGCCGCGCCCCCCGCAGAGCUCAAGGAAGGAGACAAGGUAGAAGCAACGUACGGUGACAGCUUCCAUGAUGCGGAGGUAUCCAUGCGGGAGAGGGCAGGGCGGCUAAAAGCGGCCGCCCUGAAGAAGGCGCUGGGCCGAGGUCCAGAGCGCGGCCGGAGCCGCGUGAGGCGGCAGAGGCCCCGCGAUACUAGUGCGUCCUCCACAAGGACUGAGAACAUCUCUCGAUCUGCAAGGUCGAGAGAUGUUCGUUUUCGAGGACACAUGGGGCCCCGACCGUCCUAG
Symbiodinium sp. CCMP2592 is the source of this 3819-nucleotide messenger RNA. The record is from the annotation of a GenBank genome assembly. NCBI's taxonomy places the organism in Eukaryota, Dinophyceae, Suessiales, Symbiodiniaceae.